CUCUCUUCACUGAAUGCUGAGGAAAUCACGGAGCAGAUAGGAAAUAUGUGGAGGACAACAUAUAAACUGAUCAAGACCUUAGCUGAUGUGCCUGCACCCAGGCGCUUAGCAGAGAAUAUGAAAAUCAAGAUCGAUAAGUUCAAACAGCACAUUCCCAUCCUCAGCAUUUCCUGCAACCCAGGAAUGAAAGACCGGCACUGGCAGCAGAUCAGUGAGAUUGUUGGCUAUGAAAUAAAGCCCACGGAAACGACUUGCCUCUCAAAUAUGCUGGAAUAUGGAUUCAGCAAAUUUAUUGAAAAGCUGGAGCCCAUCAGUGCAGCCGCCAGUAAGGAAUAUUCUCUGGAGAAAAACUUGGAGAAAAUGAAGUUAGACUGGGUUAACACGACGUUCAGCUUUGUGAAGUACAGGGACACUGAUACAAGCAUCUUGUGUGCAGUUGACGACAUUCAACUGCUCCUCGAUGAUCACACGAUAAAGACCCAGACCAUGUGUGGCUCCGCAUUCAUCAAACCAAUAGAAGCAGAAUGCCGGAAAUGGGAAGAAAAACUAGUUCGCGUGCAGGAAAAUCUGGAUGCCUGGUUGAAAUGCCAAACCACCUGGCUGUACCUGGAACCGAUCUUCAGUUCAGAGGAUAUCAUAGCCCAAAUGCCAGAAGAGGGCAGAAAAUUUGGCAUAGUUGAUAGUUACUGGAAAUCAUUCAUGUCCCAAGCGGUGAAAGACAACAGGGUUCUGGUGGCAGCUGACCAGCCACGAAUGAGUGAGAAGCUUCAAGAAGCCAACCUGCUGCUGGAGGACAUCCAGAAGGGGCUGAAUGAUUACUUGGAGAAGAAGAGACUCUUUUUCCCCAGGUUCUUCUUCCUGUCAAAUGAUGAGCUGCUGGAGAUCUUGUCUGAGACAAAGGACCCCCUCCGAGUGCAGCCGCACUUGAAGAAGUGCUUUGAAGGAAUUGCCAAGCUGGAAUUUACUGACAGUCUGGAAAUCGUAGGCAUGAUCAGCUCAGAGAAAGAAACUGUUCCAUUCACACAGAAAAUCUACCCGGCUAAUGCCAAAGGCAUGGUGGAAAAGUGGCUCCAGCAGGUGGAGCAAGUGAUGCUUGUCAGUUUGCGGGACGUUAUUGGACUUGGAAUUGAAGCAUAUGCCAAGGUCCCUCGUAAUCACUGGGUCUUGCAGUGGCCUGGCCAGGUGGUUAUCUGUGUCUCCUCCAUCUUUUGGACCCAGGAGGUAUCCGAAGCUCUGAUCGAAAAUACCCUACUGGAUUUUCUGAAAAAGAGCAAUGAUCAGAUUGCAGUGAUUGUCCAGCUGGUGCGAGGGAAGCUGAGCAGCGGAGCUCGCCUCACCCUCGGGGCCCUCACGGUCAUCGAUGUCCAUGCUCGCGAUGUGGUGGCCAAGUUAUCCGAGGACAGGGUCUCUGAUCUGAAUGAUUUCCAGUGGAUCUCGCAGCUGCGCUACUACUGGGAGGCAAGGGAUGUGCAUGUGCGGAUGAUAACCACGGAAGCCUUCUAUGGCUAUGAGUACCUGGGAAACUCGCCCCGGCUGGUGAUUACACCCCUCACUGACCGCUGCUACAGGACACUGAUGGGAGCUUUGAAGCUGAACCUUGGAGGAGCUCCAGAAGGUCCAGCUGGGACAGGCAAGACAGAAACCACCAAAGAUCUGGCCAAAGCUUUGGCUAAGCAGUGUGUGGUGUUCAACUGCUCAGAUGGAUUGGAUUACAAAGCCAUGGGGAAGUUCUUCAAGGGGCUAGCCCAGGCUGGAGCAUGGGCCUGCUUUGAUGAGUUCAACAGGAUUGAGGUGGAAGUGCUGUCUGUGGUAGCUCAGCAGAUCCUCUGCAUUCAACAAGCCAUUGUCCGGAAGCUAAAGAUGUUCAUCUUUGAAGGCACCGAGCUCUCUCUGAACCCAACCUGUGCUGUCUUUAUCACCAUGAACCCUGGGUAUGCUGGCAGGGCUGAGCUGCCAGAUAAUCUCAAGGCCUUGUUCCGGACAGUGGCCAUGAUGGUUCCAGAUUACGCACUCAUUGGAGAGAUCUCCCUCUACUCUAUGGGAUUUCUGGACUCCAGAAGUCUUGCCCAGAAGAUUGUCGCGACCUACCGCCUGUGCUCAGAACAACUGUCGUCCCAGCAUCACUAUGACUAUGGCAUGCGCGCUGUCAAGUCUGUGCUCACUGCUGCAGGCAACCUGAAGCUCAAGUAUCCAGAGGAGGAUGAAAGUGUCUUGCUGCUCCGGGCCUUGCUUGAUGUCAACCUGGCCAAGUUCUUAGCUCAGGAUGUCCCUCUUUUUGAGGGAAUUAUAUCAGAUUUGUUUCCUGGAGUUGUUCUUCCAAAGCCAGACUACAAAGUUUUUAUGGAAGUGCUGACUGAGAACAUCAAAAAGAUGAAACUCCAGCCAGUACCUUGGUUUAUUGGGAAAAUUAUCCAGAUCUACGAGAUGAUGUUGGUAAGACAUGGCUAUAUGAUUGUCGGAGACCCCAUGGGUGGCAAGACUUCUGCUUAUAAAGUGUUGGCUGCAGCUCUGGGUGAUUUAUACGCAGCCAACGAGAUGGAGGAGUUUGCCGUGGAGUACAAGAUCAUCAACCCCAAGGCCAUCACAAUGGCGCAGCUGUAUGGGUGCUUUGACCAAGUGAGCCACGAGUGGACGGAUGGUGUCCUUGCCAAUGCUUUCCGGGAGCAAGCAUCUUCACUAUCUGAUGACCGCAAGUGGAUUAUAUUCGAUGGACCAGUGGAUGCUGUUUGGAUUGAAAAUAUGAACACUGUUCUGGAUGACAAUAAAAAGCUGUGUUUAAUGAGUGGGGAGAUUAUCCAGAUGAGCCCCAAGAUGAGUCUGAUCUUCGAGCCAGCUGACCUUGAGCAGGCCUCUCCAGCCACUGUGAGCAGGUGUGGGAUGAUCUACAUGGAGCCCCAUCAGCUGGGCUGGAAGCCCCUAAAGGAUUCGUACAUGGACACCCUGCCCUCCAGCCUCACUGAGGAGCACAAGGAAUUGGUCAAUGACAUGUUCAUGUGGCUUGUCCAGCCCUGCCUGGAUUUUGGUCGCCUGCACUGUAAAUUUGUGGUGCAAACAUCUCCCAUCCACCUUGCCUUCUCAAUGAUGAGACUGUAUUCCUCUCUGCUUGAUGAAAUAAGGGAAACAGAAGAGGAGGAAACUGAAUUAUUUGAAGGUCUGUCAAGUCAACAGAUCUUCCUCUGGCUGCAAGGACUAUUCCUCUUUUCCUUGGUGUGGACCGUGGCCGGCACCAUCCACGCGGACUGCAGAAAGAAAUUUGAUCUGUUUUUCCGCAACCUGAUCAUGGGCAUGGAUGAUAACCACCCAAGGCCCAAAAGUGUCAAACUCACCAAAAACAACAUCUUUCCAGAAAGAGGAAGCAUCUAUGAUUUUUAUUUCCUCAAACAAGGCAGUGGACAUUGGGACACAUGGACAGAGUAUAUCACCAAAGAGGAGGAAGUUAUCCCCGCCGGUGCGAAGGUCUCAGAACUCAUCAUCCCCACAAUGGAGACAGCCCGGCAGUCCUUCUUCUUGAAAACCUGUCUUGACCAUGAGAUUCCGAUGCUGUUCGUGGGUCCCACAGGCACUGGAAAAUCAGCCAUCACCAACAACUUCCUCCUUCACCUUCCCAAAGACACCUACCUGCCCAACUGCAUCAAUUUCUCUGCCAGAACCUCAGCCAAUCAGACCCAGGAUAUCAUCAUGUCCAAGUUGGAUCGACGGCGGAAGGGCAUUUUCGGGCCUCCCAUGGGGAAGAAAGCAGUGGUGUUUGUGGAUGACCUCAACAUGCCAGCCAAAGAGGUGUAUGGGGCCCAGCCCCCCAUCGAGCUCUUGAGGCAGUGGAUUGACCACGGUUACUGGUUUGACAAGAAAGACACAAACAGGCUGGACAUCGUGGAUGUGCUGCUCGUGACAGCCAUGGGCCCCCCAGGGGGAGGAAAGAAUGACAUUACUGGACGAUUCACUCGCCAUCUGAAUAUCAUUUCCAUCAGUGCCUUUGAGGAUGAAAUUCUUACCAAGAUUUUCGGUUCUAUCGCCGACUGGCACUUUGGGAAAGGGUUUGAUGUAAUGUUCCUAAGGUACGGAAAGAUGCUGGUACAAGCUACUAAGACAAUUUAUAGAGCUGCGGUGAAGAACUUCUUGCCAACUCCCUCCAAGUCACAUUACGUCUUUAACCUGCGAGACUUCUCACGGGUGAUCCAAGGGGUGCUCCUCUGCCCUCACACCCACCUGCAGGAUGUAGAAAAAUUUAUCCGACUUUGGAUUCAUGAGGUAUAUCGGGUCUUCUAUGACCGUCUGGUUGACAAGGAGGACAGACAGGUCUUCUUCAACAUGGUGAAGGAAACCACCUCCAAUUGCUUCAAGCAGAGUGUAGAGAAGGUGCUCAUCCACUUGUCACCCACUGGAAAGAUCGUGGAUGAUAACAUCCGUAGCCUCUUCUUUGGAGAUUUCUUCAAGCCAGAAAGUGACCCAAAAAUCUAUGAUGAGAUCACUGACCUGAAACAGCUCACAGUGGUCAUGGAGUACUACCUGGAAGAGUUCAACAUCAUCAGCAAGGCCCCCAUGUCCUUGGUCAUGUUCAAGUUCGCCAUUGAGCACAUCUCCAGGAUCUGCAGGGUCCUGAAGCAGAACAAAGGCCACUUGCUCCUGGUGGGCAUUGGGGGCAGCGGACGGCAGAGUGCCACCAAACUGUCCACAUUCAUGAACUCAUACGAGCUAUACCAGAUCGAGAUCACUAAGAACUAUACCAGUAAUGACUGGCGGGAGGACCUAAAGAAGAUCAUGCUGCAGGUUGGCGUGGCCACUAAGAGCACUGUGUUCCUCUUCAGUGAUAACCAGAUCAAAGAUGAGUCAUUUGUGGAGGACAUCAACAUGCUUCUGAACACAGGCGAUGUGCCCAACAUCUUCCCAGCUGACGAGAAGGCUGACAUUGUGGAGAAGAUGCAAACAGCAGCCAGGACAGAAAGAGAGAAGAUUGAAGUCACUCCUCUUUCUAUGUAUAACUUCUUUAUUGAGAGGGGAAUUAACAAGGUCUACUUUUCAUUAGCCAUGAGUCCAAUUGGGGACACCUUCCGGAACCGCCUGCGGAUGUUCCCUUCACUCAUCAAUUGCUGUACAAUUGAUUGGUUCCAGUCCUGGCCCACGGAUGCCCUGGAAUUGGUGGCCAAUAAGUUUCUAGAAGAUGUGGAGCUCGAUGACAACAUUCGCACAGAGGUCGUUUCCAUGUGCAAAUAUUUUCAGGAGAGCGUGAAGAAACUGUCAGUUGAUUAUUACAACACGCUUCGCAGACACAACUAUGUUACCCCCACCUCCUACCUGGAAUUGAUUCUAACCUUCAAGACGCUCCUGAAUAGCAAGAGGCAAGAGGUGGAUAUGAUGAGGAAUCGCUACCUGACAGGCUUGCAGAAACUUGAUUUUGCAGCUUCACAGGUGGCAGUUAUGCAAGUAGAACUGACUGCCCUCCAACCUCAACUCAUCCUCACCUCCGAGGAGACUGCCAAGAUGAUGGUGAAAAUUGAAGAGGAGACAAAAGAAGCUGAUGCCAAGAAACUUCUGGUGCAGGCAGAUGAGAAAGAAGCCAAUGCUGCUGCUGCCAUUUCUCAAGCAAUCAAGAACGAGUGUGAGGGGGACCUGGCCGAGGCGAUGCCGGCGCUUGAGGCGGCGCUCGCUGCGCUGGACACCCUGAACCCCAGCGACAUCUCACUGGUGAAGGCGAUGCAGAACCCACCAGGCCCUGUCAAGCUGGUCAUGGAGAGCAUCUGUGUCAUGAAAGGGCUGAAGCCAGAGAGGAAGCCCGACCCUAGUGGCUCCGGUAAGAUGAUAGAAGAUUACUGGGGGGUGUCAAGAAAGAUUCUCGGAGAUCUGAAAUUUUUAGAGAGUCUUAAGACAUAUGACAAAGACAACAUCCCCCCACCGAUCAUGAAGAGGAUCCGGGAAAGGUUUAUCGAUCACCCAGAAUUCCAGCCAGCUGUCAUUAAAAACGUGUCUUCUGCCUGCGAGGGUCUGUGCAAGUGGGUGAGGGCCAUGGAGGUGUACGAUCGCGUGGCCAAGGUGGUGGCUCCCAAGCGGGAGCGGCUGAGGGAGGCCGAGGGGAAACUGAAUGUACAGAUGCAGAAGCUGAACCAGAAGCGAUCGGAGCUGAAGCUGGUGGAAGACCGUCUCCAGGCCUUGAACGACGACUUUGAAGAGAUGAACAUGAAGAAGAAGACCUUGGAGGAAAACAUUGAAAUCUGCUCCCAAAAGCUGAUCAGGGCAGAGAAGCUGAUCAGUGGUCUUGGAGGAGAGAAGGACAGAUGGACAGGAGCUGCCCACCAGCUGGGAAUCCGCUAUACUAAUCUGACAGGAGAUGUGUUGGUGUCCUCGGGGACCGUGGCUUAUCUGGGUGCCUUUACAGUAGAUUAUCGGACCCAGUGCCAAAACCAGUGGUUGGCCCAAUGUAAGGACAAGGUCAUCCCAGGCUCCAGUGACUUCAGUCUCAGCAAUACCUUAGGGGAUCCCGUAAAAAUCCGCGCCUGGCAGAUUGCUGGGCUCCCCGUUGACUCCUUCUCCAUUGACAACGGCAUCAUUGUGUCCAAUUCCAGACGCUGGGCCUUAAUGAUUGACCCUCAGGGUCAGGCUAAUAAGUGGAUCAAGAACAUGGAGAAAGCGAAUAAACUGUCAGUCAUCAAGUUCUCUGAUGCCAACUAUGUGAGGGUGCUGGAAAACGCUCUGCAAUUUGGUAACCCUGUCUUACUUGAAAACGUGGGAGAAGAGCUAGAUGCCUUUAUUGAACCCAUCUUGCUCAAGGCCACAUUCAAGCAGCAAGGGGUUGAGUACAUGAGGCUGGGUGAAAAUAUCAUCGAAUACUCCAGGGAUUUUAAGUUGUACAUAACAACCCGUCUGAGGAACCCUCAUUACCUCCCUGAGGUCGCCGUGAAAGUCUGUCUCCUCAACUUCAUGAUCACCCCGUUGGGUCUCCAAGAUCAACUCCUUGGCAUUGUGGCUGCCAAGGAGAAGCCAGAACUGGAAGAGAAAAAGAACAAGUUGAUUGUGGAAAGUGCCAAGAACAAGAAGCAGCUGAAGGAAAUUGAAGAUAAGAUCUUAGAGGUCCUGUCUAAGUCCGAGGGCAACAUCCUUGAGGAUGAAACUGCCAUCAAGGUUUUGUCCUCCUCCAAACUGCUCUCUGAAGAAAUCUCGGAGAAACAGGAAAUAGCUUCGAUGACAGAAACACAGAUCGACGAGACUCGUCUGGGCUACAAGCCAGUGGCUGUCCACUCUGCCACCAUCUUCUUCUGUAUCUCUGACCUGGCCAACAUUGAGCCCAUGUACCAAUACUCCCUGACGUGGUUCAUCAGCCUGUACGUGCAUUCCCUGGCCCACAGCAGGAAGAGUGAAGACCUGGAUCUGCGAAUCGAGCACAUCAUUGAGCAUUUCACCCUGAGCAUCUACAACAAUGUCUGCCGCUCCCUGUUUGAGAAGGACAAGCUGCUCUUCUCCCUCCUCCUGACCAUCGGCAUCAUGAAAGAGAAAAGGCGAAUCAACGAGGAAAUUUGGUACUUCCUUCUAACUGGAGGCAUCGCCCUGGAUAACCCCUUCCCCAACCCACUUUCUGAAUGGCUGUCUGAGAAGGCGUGGUCGGAAGUUGUUCGUGCAUCCUCCUUACCGAAACUGAAAGGCCUGAUGGAACAUUUGGAACAAAACGCACUUGAGUGGAAACUUAUCUAUGACUCGGCCUGGCCCCAUGAGGAGGAAUUCCCUGGAUCGUGGAAGUUCCUUCAAGGACUGGAAAGGAUGGUGAUCCUCCGAUGUUUGCGGCCUGACAAAAUGAUCCCAGCCAUUCGGGAGUUUAUUGCUGAACACAUGGGAAAGGUGUACAUUGAAGCCCCGACAUUUGAUCUCCAGGGAUCCUACAAGGAUUCCAGUUGUUGUGCACCAUUGAUUUUCGUGUUGUCUCCAGGCGCAGACCCUAUGGCAGGCCUGCUAAAGUUUGCUGAUGAUCUUGGUAUGGGAGGUACCAGAACACAGACCAUCUCCCUUGGCCAAGGCCAAGGCCCUAUUGCUGCCAAAAUGAUCAACAGUGCCAUCAAAGAUGGGACCUGGGUGGUCUUACAGAAUUGCCACCUGGCCACAAGUUGGAUGCCUGAGCUGGAGAAGAUUUGUGAAGAGGUGAUUGUUCCUGAUAGCACCCACAUCAGAUUCAGGCUCUGGCUAACCAGCUAUCCAUCAGAGAAGUUUCCAGUCAGCAUUCUCCAGAAUGGGAUCAAAAUGACUAACGAGCCCCCCAAAGGGCUUCGGGCCAAUCUUUUGCGCUCCUACCUCAAUGAUCCCAUCUCAGACCCCGUGUUUUUCCAAAGCUGUGCAAAGGCAGUGAUGUGGCAAAAGCUGUUGUUUGGCCUUUGUUUUUUCCACGCCGUCGUUCAAGAGAGGAGAAAUUUUGGCCCCCUAGGUUGGAAUAUUCCUUAUGAAUUCAACGAAUCCGACCUAAGGAUUAGUAUGCAGCAGAUACAGAUGUUUCUCAGUGACUACAAGGAGGUGCCAUUUGACGCUCUGACAUACCUGACAGGGGAAUGUAACUAUGGAGGCAGAGUGACUGAUGACAAAGACAGGCGUCUCCUGCUGUCCCUUCUGUCCACAUUCUACUGUAAGGAAAUCGAGCAGGACUAUUACCGCCUGGCUCCUGGAGACAGUUACUACAUCCCUCCCCAUGGCACCUACCAGUCCUAUAUCGAGUAUCUCAGGACCCUCCCCAUCACAGCCCACCCAGAAGUGUUCGGCCUCCACGAAAAUGCUGACAUUACCAAGGACAACCAGGAAACCAACCAACUGUUUCAAGGGGUGAUGUUGACCCUCCCUAGACAGUCGGGAGGGAGCGGCAAGUCCCCCCAGGAAGUGGUUGAGGAGCUGGCCCAGGACCUACUCUCCAAGCUUCCCAAAGACUUUGACCUGGAAGUGGUCAUGGAGUUGUACCCCGUGGUCUAUGAGGAAUCCAUGAAUACUGUCCUAAGGCAGGAGAUCAUCAGAUUCAACAGGCUGACAGAAGUGGUUCGUAGAAGCCUCAUUGAUCUUGGGCGAGCCAUCAAAGGACAGGUCCUUAUGUCCUCAGAGCUGGAGGAAGUCUUCAAUAGCAUGCUCAUGGGUAAAGUGCCAGGCAUGUGGGCAGCCAAAUCCUACCCAUCACUGAAGCCCCUGGGGGGCUACAUAGCUGACCUGCUGGCCCGCCUGGCCUUCUUUCAGGAAUGGAUUGACAAGGGCCCCCCUGUGGUCUUUUGGAUCUCUGGAUUCUACUUCACACAGUCUUUUUUGACAGGUGUCUCUCAGAAUUAUGCCCGGAAAUACGCCAUCCCCAUUGACCACGUUGGAUUUGAGUUUGAGGUAGGAGUACUUUGGGUUAGGCCAGCUCAAGGGGCCACCAGAGAAGGUGACUUCAGUGAGGAUGUAAGGUUCAUGACCUGUAGAGUUAAUGUCAUCUACUCAGGCAGCAAGACCUUGACAAACUCUAGUGAUGUGUAA
Molecule: messenger RNA, 9465 nt
Organism: Galeopterus variegatus (Sunda flying lemur)
Lineage: Eukaryota; Metazoa; Chordata; Mammalia; Dermoptera; Cynocephalidae
Gene: DNAH3
Product: dynein, axonemal, heavy chain 3
Exons: 45
Coding region: 46-9465 (3139 amino acids)
Biological process (GO): microtubule-based movement
Cellular component (GO): dynein complex
Molecular function (GO): ATP hydrolysis activity; dynein light intermediate chain binding; dynein intermediate chain binding
Source: RefSeq, a predicted model, not a curated record